Molecule: messenger RNA, 984 nt
Organism: Strongylocentrotus purpuratus (purple sea urchin)
Lineage: Eukaryota; Metazoa; Echinodermata; Echinoidea; Camarodonta; Strongylocentrotidae
Exons: 5
Coding region: 345-725 (126 amino acids)
Source: RefSeq, a predicted model, not a curated record
CGUCUGAAAUUUGACGGUGUCCCUAAAAUCGAAAGCAUGAGAAAAGAGCUCGUAUUCGUUACAAUCUAAAAAGUCUCCAACUCUCAAGUAAAUGCAUUGCUGGGAGCUAUCACCUGCUUUUUAACGCGUGGAGUAAAAUUGCCGACAUCAAACCAUAGGCCAUCACUAAAUCUCAACAUCUCUUUUCUUUCUUGGUUUCGACAAGAGUUGGAGAUUUCUUGUAUUAACAUCGCACUCGAGCAUAUACGAACACUUUUCCAGUUCACUCAAGGUGUUGGGUUCGGGAAGGCUUUUUGAAGAAGUUAGUUUUUAUAUAAAAACAAUAUAAUUGUUUUAUUCAGAAGAUGUCUGGUUCUAGGCAUUGGAGUGGGGUCCAGAGUUGGUUGGUGGUUGCGUGCCUUAUGAUUGUGGUUGAAUAUUCGACAUGUACUCUCCUAGAAGAAAUGGACCUCAUGAGACACAGGAAUGCAGAGAAAAAGGGCGGUCUAAACUGUAGACAGUGUUCAGUGAACAAGGAAUACCUCAUCUCACACAUGGACACUUGCAAAAAUAUCUGUACCAGGCCUUUGGGUAAGAGAGGAUUCGAAGCUGAGGAAGAACAGGAUAACAACAGUGAGAAGAACUCAUCAGUGAAGUCCAGCCAAUGUGUGAUUGAUCCUCUGUACUAUGCUUUAUCUGAGGAAGGCAAGAAACAAGUUAUGCAGGUCUUGACGGAAUGGCUCUGAUGAGAAACUGAUAUGUUUCCGUGUUUUUAUCCUUUCAAAAUAAGUCAUCAGUUAAGUAUAACAUCACAUUUUGUAGAUGAUGCCGAAUGUUGAAUAACAAUUACAUUUUAAAGGUGAAUUUUUUUCAGUACUCGAAUUAGCUUAUUAAUGCAUUUCUUUUAAAGCCCCACUGUCCUACUUGUAGCUACAUGCUCCCUCUAAAUAGAAAACCUCCCCAAUCGGUGCCUGUUGGUCCCCCAUGAUCCUCUUCUUCUAAUGU